CUGGAUGAAACACAUUUGAUGCUAGUAGUUAAAGUUAUACUUAGCAUUUUAAGUCGUCUGUUUUGUUGAGUUUAAUAAGUGGUUCCGCGGUUUAAAACAGUUUAAGAUACAUUUGGGUGCUUCUGUGAUUGAAUUCAUUCAUUUCCAUGUUUAGUACGGCGCACCACACCUGAGAAAUUCUACAUCGAGGCUUGUGACGAUGGAUCUGUGGACGUUCUGGUCAUCGAUAGGGUGUCGACGGAGAUGACUCUCACAGUGAAGCGGGAGGUUCCUGCAUCAGCUGAGACCAGGCCAAUAUGUGGACUCAUGGGGACGCUGCGUUUGGUGGCAGGCAUGUACCUGAUCGUCAUCACCAAGAAGACCAAAGUGGGGGAUCUACUUGGCCAUGCCGUGUGGAAGGCUGUGGAUUUUGACAUCAUCUCCUACAAGAAGACAAUAAUCCAUCUAACAGACAGCCAGAUGCAAGACAGCAAGACAUAUUUGUCCAUGAUCAACAGUGUCAUUCAUACAGACAGCUUCUACUUUGCAACAGACUACGACCUGACGCACACACUGCAACGGCUGGCCAACACCAGUCCUGAAUUUCAGGAGAUGAGCCUCCUGGAGAGGGCAGAUCAGCGUUUUGUGUGGAAUGGCCACCUGUUGAGGGAAUUCUUUGCACAACCAGAGUUACACAAGUUUGUAUACCCCGUCAUCCACGGCUUCAUCGUCAUGAAAUCCAGUUGUAUCAACGGGAAAGUGUUUGACUGGAGUAUUAUCUCCCGGAGGAGCUGCUUCAGAGCAGGGGUACGAUACUAUGUCCGAGGGAUUGAUACCGAAGGCCAUGCUGCAAACUACGUGGAGACGGAGCAGAUUGUGCAGUACAACAGCGCCAAGGCAUCUUUUGUUCAGACAAGAGGCUCAAUCCCCUUCUACUGGUCCCAAAGGCCCAACCUGAAGUACAAGCCAAGACCACAGAUAAGCACAACAAUCAAUCAUUUGGAUGGAUUCCAGAGGCACUUUGACUCGCAGAUUAUUCUUUAUGGGAAACAGGUCAUUUUGAACUUGAUCAACCAGAAGGGCUCAGAAAAGCCACUGGAGCAGGCGUUUGAAAAGAUGGUGGCCUGCUUGGGAAACGGCACCAUCAAGUACAUCGCUUUUGACUUCCACAAGGAGUGCAGUAGGAUGAGGUGGCAUCGCCUCCAACUCUUGAUGGACAUGGUUGGCGAAAUCCAGGAGGAGUUUGGGUACUUCCUGGUGGAUUCAGAUGGGAAGGUGCUGUUAAACCAGGAGGGGACAUUUCGCAGCAACUGCAUGGACUGCCUGGACCGCACCAAUGUCAUUCAGAGUCUGCUGGCCAGACGCUCUCUGCAAUCACAGCUACGGAGACUAGGGGUCCUACACACGAACCAGCAAAUUGAGGAUCAAGCAGACUUUGAAAAGAUGUACAAGAAUGCUUGGGCAGACAAUGCAGACGCGUGUGCCAAACAAUAUGCCGGCACUGGAGCCUUGAAGACGGACUUUACCAGGACAGGCAAGAGAACUCAGUGGGGACUGCUGAUGGAUGGCUGGAACUCGAUGAUCCGAUAUUACAAAAACAACUUCUCCGAUGGCUUUAGACAGGACUCGAUCGACCUGUUUCUUGGCAACUUUGCUGUUGACGAAGCCGACACCAUGACGCCACUGCGCGAGCCCAAAGAUUGGAAGUUUUUGACCUUGCCGAUAAUCAUGGUGGUGGCGUUCUCCAUGUGUAUCAUCUGCUUGCUAAUGGCUGGCGACACGUGGACGGAGACUUUGGCUUACGUUCUGUUCUGGGGAACGGCCAGCGUGGUGACGGGCGGUGUGAUCCUCUUCAACGGGCGGGAGUUUGUCGAUGCUCCAAAGCUGGUGCAGAAAGAGAAGCUGGACUGAAUGUGUGUGUGUGGAAAGCAGCUCUGCCCUGGUGAGAUCACCACCUCGUCAUCGCUUUACCCCCGGCAACACCACCACCAUCAUCAUCAUCAUCAGCAGGCCUGGAGCCUGUACUAGCACAGACAGGGUGGAGGCGAGGAAGGUGAGGAGGUCAGCUGCUGCUAUCCACACUGCUACGAUACUCAAAUCUGCACAUAGGUGUUUAUGUACACUGAACCUCUGGGGGGUUCAUGUACUCAGAAAGUACUUCACGGGGAAUAUCAGUGGAUGUAUACAACAUCUCCACUGUCUGAUUUUUCUUAAAACUGUCCUUCCCCUUGGCGUAUAGUGUAUUGAUUACUCGGGGGAAUGACUAAGCAUUGUACAGUUGAAAUGAUGCAAGCCUCAUUGUAAAUCGCAGUUGCUUUAUUGCUAACUACCGCAGGUGUAUGACGUUUAAAAUAAAUAGAAUUUACAAUCAGGCUUCAAUCAUUUUGUGUUCGGGAAAUGAUGAUUCCGACAUUUAAAGAAUAACAAUGUGGUGCUGAAUGUAAACAAUGCCCCACUUUUGCAGUACAUGUACCAUAUUAGGGUCGGGUGAUGGGUGACAUGGACCUUAGCAUAGCUUAGCAUCACGAUAGUUUGGGGCUAUAUCACGAUAUGAUAAUAUAAAUCCUGAAUUUAACAUGUAUUAUAUAUAUAUAUAUAUAUAUAUAUAUAUGGGCGGCACGGUGGUCUAGGGGUUAGCGCACAGACCUCACAGCUAGGAGACCAGGGUUCAAUUCCACCCUCGGGCAUCCCCGUGCAUGCGUGGGUUUUCUCCGGGUACUCCGGUUUCCUCCCACAUUCCAAAAACAUGCUAGGUUAAUUGGCUACUCCAAAUUGUCCAUAGGUAUGAAUGUGAGUGUGAAUGGUUGUUUGUCUAUAGUAUGUGCCCUGUGAUUGGCUGGCGACCAGUCCAGGGUGUACCCCGCCUUACGCCCGAAGACAGCUGGGAUAGGCUCCAGCACCCCCCGCGACCCUCGUGAGGAAAAGCGGUAGAAAAUGAAUGAAUGAAUGAAUAUAUAUAUAUAUAUAUAUAUAUAUAUAUAUAUGAGACAUAGUUGUUAUGCAACAAUCCAACGCACAUUUGAUUUGGGUUGAUGGGCAUUAUGACAUUUAUGAUAACAUUUCUAUUUCCACCCCUGUUCAAAAGUAUUCAUACCCUUGUCCUCCUGAAGUAUAAAGUCAUCUGUUUUUCAUUGCUUAAGUAUUUUUCUACUUGUAAAAUGUGUCUUGUUGGUCCCCUCAAUGUUAUUCAACAAAUCCAAGUAAACAUUAACGAUAAAUUGAGGGGAUUGGUGAGGUCACUUUCAGUUUGAAAUCAUCGCCAGAUUCUCCACCAUGGUCAAGGAGAAAGAACUGAGUGAGGACCUGAGGUUGCGUAUUGUGGAUGAACACAAGGAUGGUUUGGGCUACAAAGCAAUAUCCAAGCAGGGGUCUCAAACUCAAUUUACCUGGGGGCCACUGGAGCUAGGGUCUGGGUGAGACUGGGCCGCAUCAAGUUUUCCAAAAAAAAAAAAAAAAAACGCAUUUAUUAAAAACAGAAAAAUGAAUAAACUUUGCUUUGGUUCCGAUUUUCUACAAGAAAAGCUCUGAUAAAACAUUCCACUGUUCUCAAAUAUCUUAAUUUUUAUUUUUCUGCACAAAAUAAGAUGAAAAUAAAUAAACAAAUCAAGAAUAAAGAAAAUCAAUCAAUCAGUAAUAAAUAAUAAUAAUAAUAAUAAAACGGCAAAUAAUAAAAACUUAAGAAACCACAUAUAGUUGUUGGGUAGACAAAUUUUUUUUUUAUUAAAAUGAACAAAGCAUUAUUAGAGCCCUGUAGACAUGACAAAACACGACUAUAGUCACAUUUAUACUCUUUUUAUUUACAACAUAUUGCGCAACUGCAGGGUCUUGAGACACAUGCUAACUCACAAACUAGAGAGCUAGCGACCUAAACGGUAGCCUUCAAGUUAUUUCCUUUAAACUUAAAUAGCCAAAAACUUACCACUUCCACACGGAUAGGGAGGAUAACUAUUAACAGUUAUUUAACCUUUAACAUGAACAUGAAUCAAACGUAAUAAUUUUUUCUGGGUACAUGAUACCAUACAGCAUCCAUAUCAAACUUGCGCGGGCCGCACUAACAUUAAACUUUCAUAUCAAGGCGGGGGCCUCGAACUAGUGUCCUAGGGCCGCGUGUUUGAGACCCCUGGUCCAGAGCAUCAUUAAGAAGUAUAAAGAAUUCCACACAGUGAAGCACCUGAGAAGACCUGGAAGGAAGCCCAAAGUCUCACCCAGGCAGGCGAGAAAAUUGGUACGGGCCGCCACCAUUAACUCCCAUAUCACCACCAAGGAGAUGUUGCGUGACCUGGGUGACGAGGGAAGCAAUAUCUCAAGACAGACACUCACUCCAGAGGACAUUGAAUAGGGCAGGACUCAAUGGACGGUGACCACGCAAGACUCUACUCCUCAAACCCAACCACACAAGAGCACGUCUGGACUUCACCAAAAAACACCUAGACGAAGCCAAGGCAUUUUGGUCGUCAAUUCUGUGGUCAGAUGAGAUGAAGAUGGAGCUCUUUGGCCGCAGAGAUGUUGUUUACGUUUGGCGAAAGAAGGGUGAAGCUUUCAAACCAAAGAACACGGUGCCAACUGUUAAGCAUGCAGAAGGAAGCAUAAUGCUGUGGGGCUGUUUCUCGGCGAGUGGGACGGGGAACCUCAUUAAGGUGGACGGCAUCAUGCGGAAGGAACAGUAGACCAUCCGGCAGUCUGCUGCAAAACUUGGUUUAGGGCCACAUUGGCUCUUCCAACAAGAUAACGACCCCAAACAUACCGUCAAAAAAUGGUUUGAGGACAAUGAAAUUAUUGUUUUGGAGUGGCUAAGCCAAAGCCCGGACCUCAACCCUAUCGAAAAUCUGUGGCGGGAACUCAAGGUCAAGGUCAGUGCAAGGACGCCAUCCAAUCUGAAGGACCUGGAGAGAAUUUCAGAGGAGAAAUGGGCCAAAAUCCCUGUGGAAACGUGUCGGAACCUGGUAGUCAACUACAGGAGACGUCUUGAAUCUGUAAUUGCAAACAAAGGCGAUGCCAUUGACCAGGGGUCUCAAACUCAAUUUACCUGGGGGCCACUGGAGCUAGGGUCUGGGCGAGGCUGGGCAGCAUCAGGUUUUCUGAAAAAAAAUAAAAAUAAAAAACACAAUUAUUAAAAACAGAAAAAUAUACAAACUUUUUCAGUGCUUUGGUUCCGAUUUUCUACAAUAAAAGCUCUGAUAAAACAUUCCACAGUUCUCAAAUAUCUUAAUUUUUAUUUUUCUGCACAAAAUAAGAUGAAAAAUAGAUAGAUAGAUAGAUAGAUAGACUCCCUUUAUUGUCAUUGCACAAAAACACAGUAGUGAAAUUGCCAACGAAAUGUCGUUGCCUGGCUCCCAUAUAAUAACAGACACAAAAGAAGCUAAGUGAUAAUAAAUAAUAAUAAUAAUAAUAAUGUGGAGAAUAAAUAGAUAGAAUAAAUAAUAAAGAAUAAAUAAAUAAGCAAAUCAAGAAUAAAGAAAAUCAAUCAAUCAAUAAUAAAUAAAUAGUCGGGGGCCUCAAACUAGUGUCCUGCGCGCCACAUUUGGCCCUUCUAUAUCGGACUCGGAUAUAUCGGAAAUUCGCUC
This is a messenger RNA of Doryrhamphus excisus (bluestripe pipefish), 5543 nucleotides long. Lineage: Eukaryota; Metazoa; Chordata; Actinopteri; Syngnathiformes; Syngnathidae. The record is from RefSeq and is a predicted model, not a curated record.